AUGAUUGGGAAGCUUUUUGAAGCAGAUAAAGUGUGAACAGAUGUUUGACGAGAAAUUAGUGAUAAAGAGCCAACUGGUCAAGAAGACUCUGAUUCUGUCAUUGACAAUUUGACUAUAUUGAAGUCCAUUGUGGUGACUUCUAUUCCUCCGAUUGCUGGCCUUUUGUUUGAACUUUUGGUUCAAGUUGUCAACUUGAUAUUCGUGGGUAAUCUGAACAAUCCUGCAGCCCUUGGUGGUGUGGGGCUUGCCAACAUGCUUCUCAAUGUUGUUUGCUUCUCGAUUGGAAUGGGACUCAAUGGAGCAAUCGAUACAUUGGUUUCACAAGCUUAUGGAAACCACAAAUAUUAUUUAUGAGGAUGUUACCUCAACAGAGGACGAAUUAUUCAGGCAAUGUUCUUCAUUCCUGAAGUGAUAAUUUUGUUGUUCACAAAAGAAAUUUUAAUUCUGCUAGCCCAAGAAGAGGAUGCUGCAGAUUAUGGUAGAACUUAUGUCCUCAUCCUGCUUCUCGGAAUUUUCACAAUGACUCAGUUCGAAACAGUCAGAAGAUAUCUCCAAGGCAUGGAAAUCUUCUCCCUCAUCAUGUGAAUCCAGUGUGUUACGAUGGUUAUCCACAUUACUAUGUGAUAUAUUUUGGUGUUCACAUAUGAGCUCGGAGUUGAAGGGACUUCAAUAGCCACCUGUAUUACAUAUUGGCUGAAUCUACUGAUCAUAACUGGGUGUAUUACAUUUAGAGAAGGAGUAGUGCCUGAAGGAUCCUGGCUCUUUUUCAACAAUGAAUGCAUUAAAGGAUUAUGGGAAUUCCUAAAAGUAUGGAAUCAUAGCAACCUGAAUGCUCUGACUUGAAGGGUGGUCUUUUGAAUUCAAUUUAAAGUGGGUUUCCUUGAAGUCAAUGAGCUAGCUGUUAAUGUCGUCUUGUUCAAUACUCUUGCUGUGCUAUUUGUUAUCCCGAAUGGAAUAAGCUUUACUAUCUCAGCAUUAGUCGGGAAUAGUAUGGGAAAAGGAAAUCCACCCAAAGAAAAAUGACAUUACUUAACAGCUAUACAUCUUGCCUUAGUGAUUUUUUUGAGAGAAGAUAUUGCAUUUAUUUAUACUCAAGAACCCAAUGUUGUAAAGUUGGUGGUGAGCAAUCUCCCAUACUUUUCUCUCAUGAUGUUUUUCGAUGACCUACAAGCAGUAACUUCUGGAACUGUCAGAGCAAUUGGCUACCAAGACUAUGGAAGUUGGCUUGCUCUUGUAGGAUUUUGGGUAUUCUCAGCUCCUCUAGCUUACAUAUUCUCGCAUGUGGUGGGCUUGAGACUGGUAGGAAUUUGGCUUGGAGUCCCUGUUGGAACACUAUUCUUUACAAUCUCAUACAACCUCACCUGUACCUUUGUACACCAAAAGACCUAUCAGACUCCAUCCAACUCCGACUCCCCAACGAACAAUCAGAUCCCCAAAUCCCCCCUACUACCACACAAUCCCCCAUCACCUAAUCUUUCAUAAACCCUCACAGAUUUCCACCCCUCCCUUCCUAUCCUCUUCCUCUAAACCUCCACCCUCUCUUCCCACUCAGCCACCCACUAUCUCUCUGCUAAACAACUUGUGAAUUCCUGUAUCUCUUUGUAGAAGGAAGGCUGCCUUGGAAGGAUUUGUGGUAGUAAUUUUAGAGAGAGUUUUGGGGGAAUGGGGUGGUGAGGUGGAAGUAAGUGAAGUUGACGGUUUUAGGGUUGUAGGAGUAGAGUUUUUUAGACUAAAAAUGGAGUUUUUAAGUCUUUUAGAUUUCAAAGUUGUAUUGAGGUCUUUUUUAGCCACUUUGGCUUUUGGAAAGGCAAUCCAUUAGCACUUCAGUAGGAAUCCUGUUUCUUUGAAAUUAACUGAAUGGUUGAGUUAUAGAAGUAUACCAGAUAGUUACUGCAAGCCUAUCCAGUGUUUUUGAGAUUAACCUCAAAUGCUUUGUCAACAGUUUUUAUCUCAUAGGAUUCAUUAGUCUUGACACCUAUGAGAGCAUUUGAUUUACAAGCUCCUCUAAACUGGCAGUUUUCAGCACUGAAUAUACAUAUUUC
This is a messenger RNA of Moneuplotes crassus, 2042 nucleotides long. NCBI's taxonomy places the organism in Eukaryota, Ciliophora, Spirotrichea, Euplotida, Euplotidae. The record is from the annotation of a GenBank genome assembly.